This is a messenger RNA of Sapajus apella (tufted capuchin), 3589 nucleotides long. It is a transcript of the gene ARSG, whose product is annotated as arylsulfatase G. The transcript has 12 exons. Lineage: Eukaryota; Metazoa; Chordata; Mammalia; Primates; Cebidae. The coding region runs from base 948 to 2525 and encodes 525 amino acids. The record is from RefSeq and is a predicted model, not a curated record. Gene Ontology annotation, molecular function: arylsulfatase activity.
CCUUCCCGGGCAGGAAGCGCGUCGCUGUUCCUGGCUGCGCCCAGGCGGGUGCGAGCGCUGGGGCCCAGCAGCUGCGAGCCGCCGGCGCGCCACCUGUUUCCGCGCCCGGGGACUUCCCCUGGCGGGGCUCAGCAGUGUGGGGUCGGUCGCUUGGCCUCCCCUGGCGUCAGCGACCCAGAGUAACCUCCUCCACUGCAGCCUGACGUGCGGGCCCGCCUAUGUGGAAGAGCCACGUGUGCCGCGCUCUGUGCAUGGCCUUGGAAAGUCAGGACCGCGACGGCAGCAGAGCAGUGAGUGGAAUCAUCUCUCGGGUAGAGCAUUCAAAAAGCGCUUCAUUGAAGAGUUUGAAUCUCAGUCACUUUCUAGAUGCUGAUAUCUAGAGUAGCAUUGUCCAAUAGAAACAUAAUACAAGCCACAUAGGAAACCUUACAGAAACAUGAAGCCCUCAACCAUCUGGAACUGAGAAACUUAUUCGGGGCCGACUGCGGCUUCUAGAACAUCCAGGUGUUCUGCAGAUGUGAGAACUCAUCCUGUAGUCACCAGAUGGAGUCCCAAACAGCUGUAAGGCCUGUGCUGUGGCUUUAAGGCCCUGAAUACAGAAGAGUCACUUUCUUAGUGGCUGAAGAGCAGUUGCUGACAUUGAUGUCUAACUACUGAACACAAUCAGUCAUUUUACUGACCAUAGAAGAUCAAGCCAAAUUAGGGAUUGCAAAUUUCCUGAUUCUCUUGAAUUAGGAUUCCUGAUGGAGGCUUCAUUUCUAUAGCCCCCCACAUCCCUGUAGCUGUUAUCGCUGCCAUCACCACCUGCCACCAGCAUCUUCUUGCAAACUUCACCCUUGGUCCCCAGGGACUUCCUGCAUUGGAAGUGAGUAGGAAGGAAGCUCUCAGAAACGUCUCUAGUGGUGGCUGCCAUCGUUCUAGACAAUCGGAAUCCUGCCUUAACCACCAUGGGCUGGCUUUUUCUAAAGGUGUUGUUGGUGGGAGUGAGUUUCUCAGGAUUUCUUUAUCCUCUUGUGGAUUUUUGCUUCAAUGGGAAAACAAGAGGCCAGAAGCCGAACUUUGUGAUUAUUCUGGCCGAUGACAUUGGGUGGGGUGACCUGGGAGCAAACUGGGCAGAAACAAAGGACACUACCAAUCUUGAUAAGAUGGCUUCGGAGGGCAUGAGGUUUGUGGAUUUCCAUGCAGCUGCCUCCACCUGCUCGCCCUCCCGGGCUUCCUUGCUCACUGGCCGGCUUGGCCUUCGCAAUGGAGUCACGCACAACUUUGCAGUCACCUCUGUGGGAGGCCUUCCACUCAACGAGACCACCUUGGCCGAGGUGCUGCAGCAGGCAGGUUACGUCACUGGGAUGAUAGGCAAAUGGCAUCUUGGGCACCACGGCUCAUAUCACCCCAACUUCCGUGGUUUUGAUUACUACUUUGGAAUCCCGUAUAGCCAUGAUAUGGGCUGUACUGAUACUCCAGGAUACAACCACCCUCCUUGUCCAGCGUGUCCACAGGGUGAUGGACCAUCAAGGAACCUUCAAAGAGACUGUUACACUGACGUGGCCCUCCCUCUCUAUGAAAACCUCAACAUUGUGGAGCAGCCAGUGAACUUGAGCAGCCUUGCCCAGAAGUAUGCUGAGAAAGCAACACAGUUCAUCCAGCAGGCAAGCACCAGCGGGAGGCCCUUCCUGCUGUACGUAGGUCUGGCCCACAUGCACGUGCCCUUACCUGUGACUCAGCUACCAGCAGCCCCACAGGGCGGAAGGUUGUAUGGUGCAGGGCUUCGGGAGAUGGACGGUCUGGUGGGCCAGAUCAAGGACAAAGUUGACCGAACAGCGAAGGGAAACACAUUCCUCUGGUUUACAGGAGACAAUGGCCCAUGGGCUCAGAAGUGUGAGCUAGCGGGCAGUGUGGGUCCCUUCACUGGACUGUGGCAGACUCGUCAAGGGGGAUGUCCAGCUAAGCAGACAACCUGGGAAGGAGGGCACCGUGUCCCGGCGCUGGCUUACUGGCCUGGCAGAGUUCCAGUCAAUGUCACCAGCACUGCCUUGUUAAGCGUGCUGGACAUUUUUCCGACUGUGGUAGCCCUAGCCCAGGCCAGCUUGCCCCAGGGUCGGCGCUUUGAUGGUGUGGAUGUCUCCGAGGUGCUCUUUGGCCAGUCACAGCCUGGGCACCGGGUGCUGUUCCACCCCAACAGUGGGGCAGCUGGAGAGUUUGGAGUCCUGCAGACUGUCCGCCUGGAGCGUUACAAGGCCUUCUACAUUACCGGUGGGGCCAGAGCAUGUGAUGGGAGCACCGGGCCUGAGCUGCAGCAUAAGUUUCCUCUUAUUUUCAACCUGGAAGAUGAUAUCGCGGAAGCUGUGCCUCUAGAAAGAGGUGGUGCGGAGUACCAGGCUGUGCUGCCCGAGGUCAGAAAGGUUCUUGCAGACGUCCUUCAAGACAUUGCCAAUGACAACAUCUCCAAAGCAGAUUACACUCAAGACCCUUCAGUAACGCCCUGCUGUAAUCCCUACCAUAUUGCCUGCCGCUGCCAAGCCACAUAACAGACUAAUUAUCAUUCCAUAAGGAGGAAUAUCUGGAAGCUCAACAGGCCAGUUUGCUUCCCAUUUUUACCCUCUUUACAAACACACACUUUAGUUUCGUCUUGGAAUUUAGUUUUGCAUGUGCCACCUUACGUAUCCCUUCAGUAUCGUGUCCCUCCUCCACGCCAGCCUGAGAGAGCAGCUGAGCUGCACUGGCUCUGAGCAGGGAGUGUACCCUAAUGGGAAGCACACAGGCUUUGGAGUCAGGCCCAGGUGCCAGCUCCAGCUUUUGAACGUGGGCAAUUAUUUAACCUAACUUACAAGUUCAUUUUGAGAGUUAAAUAAAGGCAUAUGUGAAAAUGCCUGGUGUGUUACCUGACAUAGAGCAGAUAUUCAAUACAUUUCAGUUUCCUUGUUUCUCUGGUCGUUGUGGCAUGAAUCCAUUCUAAUUAGUAUCUGGGACAGAGCUUCUCUAUUUUUUUAUCCUUCCGCAAACCAGUGUACUCACUGGUUUCCAUCUUUAAUAUGCAAACAAAUCACCUGGGAUCUUAUAAGAAUCCAGAUUCUGUCUUAGUAGGUCUCAAGUGGAGCCUGAGAUCUUAGAUUUCUAGCAAACAAUGACUUGAAGAGCACAGAUUUAGACCAGACAAAGUUAGGUCUUUUUCCAGAUCUCAGAGCAGACGAGUCCAUGGAUAAGUCUGUGGCCCGAUCUGCUUCCUCUCCGAAGGGUGAAAUUAUUGCAUUUAAAAGAUGUUAAAGAGUUCUUCCUGACCCCUAAAACCACGAGGAAGUAAAAUAAAAUGUAAAAACCUCAAAAAUGCAUUGCCAUGAUUUUAUUAUUAGUGUCCAAAAUGGGACUCCCAAGUAAUAAAUGAUUUAUUCCAGUCACAGCAAAAUAAAGACUUUGCCUGGCUAAAAUAGUCUCUCUAAGUAUGUAAUAUACAGGAAAUACAAUUCAAAGAUAUGUUCCUAUAAGUACAUUUUUUUACACGGCAUAUAUUUUAAAAAGGAGGCCCCUUUUAAUAUAAAAUUCUGGUUAUAUACCAAUAUGGUUAAUCAGCUUUACACUAUGGUUGGAACAUAUU